AUGUCCGACUCGCAUAGUUCAGACGUCAUUAGUGGGGUUGCUGGCCGUGGCGGCGGUCAUGGAAGUAGGAAUGUAGCACCGCAACUGCCCUUCACCAGUCGGAGAUCACCAUACCCUUUUUCGAAUUCGUCAACAUCAACUUCCUCUUCUUCCCUGACACCUCACCCCCCAUCAAAUGAUAAUCAUUUGCCUGGGUUGACGGGAUAUGCCUGCAACACCGAAUCUGCUGCAGAACCAAGCCACAGCUGCGAUCCAAAUUACCAUCUUGACUGCCGCCUCCACUUCCUCAACCACCCUCCCCAGCGGCACCAGCAGCACUACCCCCUCCACCAAUUUGACCUGUCAACCGGUCUGGCUUCCCCCCGAGCGGCCACACCUCUCCCGGGUCCCCCCUUCUACGCACCGUGGGAUCCUUGGGACCCCACCCAAAACAAUGAAGAUCACCCCCAUUGUAGUCCCUCCGCGCAACAGCAAGCCAUUGCGUCUUCUCCCGCCGCCGCCGCUAUUGCUGACCAAGAUUCCCUCUCUUUUGCAUCGACCCUACCGGAUACCUGGAACAAUCGUACUUCUCCCGCUACCUCAUUCGGCUCUCUGUCAAGCACUCAUAGCUCUAAUCUAUCCUCUGAUACUGAGUUCGGCGGUGCCCCAAUAACUCCCGAAGGCGUUGAAGAUACACUACGAAACAAACACCACUCACCACCUCAUAACAGCUUCACUAGGAAUAGGGUCCCCUACGCUCUAGCUAUCAACGAGUGUGACGAAAACGAGGAAGAUUCAGACGGAGGCAUAGACCUUUUUGGUUGUGACAUGGCUUCUUCGGGUCCUGUUGAGGUGAUUUAUUCAUCCUCCGCUCUUCACGCCACAGUCAUGGAUGAAGACGAGGACGACUUUUCUCCGAACAACUUGGUCACCCGCCCACCGUCUCCGAUGGGUGCCGGCUCUUCUUUCUUCAUGGAUAUAUUUUCCUCCCCUUCCCAUGAAAAUCAAAAUCCACUAGAGGGGGACCUAUCGAACCUCCCAAGCUUUCACAUGCAACUGAACCCCCCACUAGAUGAUGGCUUUGAUUCGCAACCUAACGUCGAGGAAACAUCAGUCCAAUCGAUUUUCCUGGAAAGCAAUCUACAGACGCCCACUACCCCAAGCACACCCGCUGAUAUCCUCAUCGAUUCGUCGUCACCGGACGCCCAGCUUUCUGUCUCCCGGGGCACGGAUGGUCUUGAAAUCGCUGCAGGGGAGGACGAGGAAUUAUUUGUUGUCGAGUCAGAGUUGAACCAUUCGACGGGCCUACAAGAGAGUAUGCAUUCUCAAUCAUCUUCCCAAUCUCCUCCAACAGCAGCCGCAGUUCCCAUACCCCAGGCUACUUUUGCAGUCGCCGCGGCGGAGAUCAUGGCAGCAGCAGCUGAUGUUGGAGGAUUUGUUCCCCCUCCUGCCCGUGAUUCACUUCAUUCACCCACACUGCCCCCCCCACUGCCUUUUGAUCCGUCCCUUCCUUUUCAUGUUUCAACAGGCACUUUAAUUCCUGUAUAUGAAUACGAGGCGGGGGACUUCAGUGAAGGUGACUCCAGUGAUGAAGGUGACUCUGAUGACAUAACUAAUCAUCCGUUUGAUCGUAAUCUGCUUCUCGAAGACAUUGAAAACUACAACAAGGAUUUUGCGAAAUUUUGUCUACAUGCUUACUACAGACACCGAAUGAAUCCUACGAAAUAUCCAAAGCUAUCAGUAGCUGCAGCCGACGUCAAGAAUCUGCGGCGACCCGUGCAAGUGAUGAGAACCGAAAUGGAAGAGAAUGGGUGGGAUUACCAGGCGAUCCCAUGGGACCUUCUUGGGAUCAGCCGUGAGGUAGCGAGAGUAAUCAGGAGGAAGGAUUACCCCAAUUAUGUAAACCUCAAAGGUCUUGAGUUUGAGGAAAACCCUAUAAGGAUUCCGGAAAACCGUAAUUUUUUCAACUUCAGACGAAUGGACAACGAGCAACGUUGUCGUUUAAUACAUUUCCAAUUGAGAAACCUUAUUGGUGUCAUAUCGAGAAAUGAUGUCUUCUACGCCGGCGAUGGGAUAGUUGUGCAUACCAACCCACUGACGGGUAAGUCAAGAACGAUGAUGGAUCUACGGACACCGGACAGCUGGAGUGGGAACCCGAUAAGGAUCUCGACACUUGGUACCUGCGGAGGAUCGAAUGGUGUUGUGAUUGCGGGGUGCUUCUAUGGGGAAUACGCGAUGAAACCACUCCAUGCACCUGCCGAUGCUAAACCAAUCACGGGAAUUGUAACGCAGAAUGAAAGCGGUAUCACGAACCAUGUGCAGGUGAUUAGAAACCGGACUACAGGCACACCCAAUGCAGUGUUCUCAUCUAAUGACCAUUUAAUUCGGGUUUUGAACUGCGGAGAGGGUAUGAGAUUUAUCAUCGAACACGAAUACUUGUGGCCGGUAAAUUGCUCUGUCACUAGUCCCGAUUCGCGGCUUAGAAUUGUGGUUGGUGAUGAUACCGAGGUCUUGGUUUGCGAUGCAGAACGAGGGACAACCGAGUUUGUUUUGAAAGGUCACCGGGAUUUCGGGUUUGCGGCUGCUUGGAGCGACGAUGGGUACACUAUCGCUACCGGAAACCAGGAUAAGACUGUACGCAUCUGGGAUGCAAGAAAUUUAAGCAAGACUGUGAAGGUUUUACCUGCCGUAAUGGCGGGCGUGAGGACGUUGCGAUUUUCACCGAUUGGUUCUGGAGGUAAACGGGUGCUGGCAAUGGCGGAACCAGCAGAUGUCGUGCAGAUAGUGGAUGCCGUUUCGUGGGACUCAUUACAACAGAUCGAUUUCUGGGGCGAGGUAGGAGGAGUGGACUUUGAUCCAUCUGGUGAAGAAUUUUACAUCGCGAACGCGGAUCGGUCUGUUGGUGGGAUCAUGGAAUUUUCAAGGACGAAAGGUUCAGUAUAUUACGAAGACUAUCAUUGCCAGAAAGUACAGCAGCGUUACAACGUGGGGGGGAGUGUAAGGCAGAGGCGGCGCAAAAGAAGCGCUUUCAUCGCCUCUUCAGAUGAUGAUUCGGAAUCAACCACAUUCUCGGACGAGGAGCCAAUGGAAGAAGAGGAUGAAGACGCCAGAGAGGACCUGGAUUUGAGGAAAAGGGGCAGAUAUUACGAUAAAAGACGGUAUAAGCGACUAGGGCAUGAUAUGAGUAAUGUUUUCGUCUAA
Molecule: messenger RNA, 3180 nt
Organism: Morchella sextelata
Lineage: Eukaryota; Fungi; Ascomycota; Pezizomycetes; Pezizales; Morchellaceae
Exons: 2
Coding region: 1-3180 (1059 amino acids)
Molecular function (GO): protein binding
Source: RefSeq, a predicted model, not a curated record